Messenger RNA from Perca flavescens (yellow perch), 1826 nucleotides. RefSeq names its product rhomboid-related protein 4-like. The record is from RefSeq and is a predicted model, not a curated record. The coding region runs from base 273 to 1442 and encodes 389 amino acids. Gene Ontology annotation, cellular component: membrane. Gene Ontology annotation, molecular function: serine-type endopeptidase activity. Lineage: Eukaryota; Metazoa; Chordata; Actinopteri; Perciformes; Percidae. The transcript is spliced from 12 exons.
UUUCUGAGCGCGCAGGCUUUAAGUUUCGUUUCUGCGCGUCUCUCCGGGAGCAGAUCCAGUCUGGAGACAGAUGCGCGCUGAACGUAGACGGAUGAAGUCAACGUGUUUGGUGCUGGCUGUUGAUUGCUGUCGUGUUUCUGCACCGCGGUUCCCCAGAGAUCCCCUGUCAAUCAAACAGUGAGCCACACAGCUUUGUGACAUUGCCGUUGGCUUAUUCUGGUAACAUCCUAAUACGCAUAUAAGCAGAUCUCCGUCAAAAGGUUGUUUUCAGUAUGCAGAGGAGUGUCCAGCUGGGCCUGCUGCUUCUGGUGGUCCAGUUGUUCCAAGAGGGUCUGGGAAACAUCCCAGCAGUCACCCUGGCAGUCCUGGGGUUCAAUGUGUAUCUUUACAUGUUCCCUGCUGCUCCACCAAUACAGGCCUGUGUGAGCCUCCAACGUGUGUUCAGGGAUAAGGAGUGGCGUCGCCUCUUCCUGUCCCCGCUGCACCACGUGGACGACUGGCACCUCUACUUCAACAUGGUGUCCUUCAUCUGGAAAGGGAUGAGGCUGGAGGGGCGUCUGGGUGCAGCCUGGUUCCUCUACCUGCUGUCAGUCUUCUUCCUGCUCGACGGACUCGUCUACUUGCUGCUGCAGGCGGUGCUGACAAAACUCAUCGAGGACUCGAACCCGUUCGUGGCGUUCAGAGACGAGUGUGCUGUCGGCUUCUCAGGUGUCCUGUUUGCUCUAAAGGUGGUCAGUAACCAUUACAACCCAGGGGGUGUGACCUACGUGUUGCAUAUCCGUGUGUCCAAUCGCUUCGCUAGCUGGGUGGAGCUACUGCUGAUCUAUCUAAUUGCUCCCGGGACUUCUUUGGUCGGCCACCUGGCUGGGAUCCUGGUGGGUCUGCUCUACACUUGGGGACCACUGAAGACCAUCAUGAAGAAAUGUGCAGAGUUUGUAUCUUCAGAUUUAAAUGUUCCACGGCCAAGUGUAUUCUUCAGCCCCUCAGGCUACAGCGGUACUAGACGAGAACACUCAGGAGAGCCACAGCCUGCAGAAGAUCAUAUUGCCGAUGAUGCAUCUGAAUAUACAGAGUCUUUUAUCGCAGGACUGACGGAGGACGAGCAGAUAGAUAUGGCGAUCAGAAGAAGCCUGAAUAACAGAGGACAAACCAGCCAAGGAGAAACUGAGCUGCCCGCUGAGGAGGAGCCUGCGGAAGAUCAUAUUGCCGAUGACGUAUCCGAAUAUACAGAGUCUUAUGUCGCAGGACUGACGGAGGAAAAGCAGAUAGAAAUGUUGAUCAGAAGAAGCCUGAAUGAAAGAGUACGGAGCAGGCGGAGAGAAACGGAGCACCCCAUGGAGGAGGAGGUGAGUCCCGAGGAGCUCAGGUCGAGGAGAUUGAAGAGGUUUAAAGAAGACGUUUCCAACCCACGGAGGGGCAGGGGCAGGAGAAGAAGAUUAUAAUGACAGAAAGAGAAUUCACAAUAUCUUUUAUCAUCAGUUUCUUACUAGUCUCGCAUGGGUAAAAAAACACGGGACUUUCACCCCAGGAGACCGGGGGAUCGAGUCCCACGUGUGACGGUUCCUUUCCUCGUUAUUCUUUUCCUAACCACAACUGUCCCGUUCCCCGUUGUUGCGUCCUCCAGACGCGAAAUAAACGUCAAAAUCGUGACCUGGACACGUUCAAAAUUUGUAGCGUGCACACGAAAUAAACGUCGAAAUCGUCACCUGUACACGUUCAAAAUUCGUGGCGUGUACACACGAAAUAAACGUCGAAAUCGUGACCUGUACACGUUCAAAAUUCGUGGCGUGUACACGAAAUAAACGUCGAAAUCGUGACCUGUACAC